AUGACUACAUCUACAAUAUCGAGCAAAUGUUUAUGCGGUCAAAUAACUGUUUCUAUUCCACGAACUGAAUUCAACAAAACUGAUAGUAUCGGUUUAUGUUAUUGUAAAACUUGUCGUCAAAUUGGCGGUUGUCUAGCAUCAUAUAAUCUAUAUAUACUAAAGAAAGAUGUUAAAAUAGAAGGUCAACCAAAAAUUUAUGAAGAUAAAAAUACAGAUAGUGGUACAACAAUACAACGUGGAUUCUGUAGUAAUUGUGGUUCAUCAAUCUAUGGUAAAAAUCCAAAAUCUGUUGGUCCAAUAGCUCUGAAAUUAGGCAUGUUUGAUGAAUUACCGAAACCUGGUAUGGCACUCUAUUGUAAACGACGUCCAGAUUGGGUUAAACCAAUUGAUGAUAUAGACGAACAUUAA
Messenger RNA from Adineta steineri, 408 nucleotides. The record is from the annotation of a GenBank genome assembly. NCBI's taxonomy places the organism in Eukaryota, Metazoa, Rotifera, Eurotatoria, Adinetida, Adinetidae.